Messenger RNA from Penicillium psychrosexuale, 987 nucleotides. RefSeq lists its product as uncharacterized. The record is from RefSeq and is a predicted model, not a curated record. The transcript has 2 exons. Bases 1 to 987 code for a protein of 328 amino acids. Lineage: Eukaryota; Fungi; Ascomycota; Eurotiomycetes; Eurotiales; Aspergillaceae.
AUGGAUGCAGUGCCUACAAUAUUUAUUGUUUCAAUCACGGCUUGGGUGGCUGCAAUGGUCUAUGCGUUGAUCCGAGACUCGAAAACCGUUCAUGUGUUGAGACAAGUUCUAGUAGAAGCGGAUCAACGGCAUCGCCUCACCGGCAUCACCGUCUUUGAUGGAGAUUGGGGAGUUCACAAGUUUCCGCGCAGCCCAAACCAAGCACGAAUAGGGAGUCAAUUGGAUGAUAUCUUCAUGCCCAAGUAUACUGCAAAUCUACUGGGAGAGCUUGGCGCAGCACGAGUCAGUCCAGAAGGACCGGACCCUUACUGGCCACCAGAAGAACGGCCUGGGUAUCUGGUCCAUGCCCACUGUUGGGCGCUAUUCGACCAGUUGAUUGAAGGGGGCAUUACGCGCAUCGAGGCAAACCUCGACAUCUUUGUCCAGGCAGCACAACACUUUUGGCAAAAAGAUAGAUUGCGAGACACGCAAGACUUUCGCACCCGAUGGUCUGAAAUGCCAUCAAAUUCAGAUUCCCCCGGCCAGUCUGAUUCUGAGAUAAAAAGAGCGCUUCGUAACCUGCGCGAAAUCUGCCAGAAUCCACUGUUUGUGCUGAAGCUCGAAGAGGCCAUCCAGCGAAAUCAGAAAAGGGGGAAAGUACACCUACACACCGGAUUCCGUAACUUUCCACUAGAUCUCGCGAUGCUGAUAAUUGACACGGUAUGUCCGGCUGACAAUACCGCGAUCGAGAUCCAAAAUGCUCGCAAUUUGCUCGAGGCCUUCCAAUGGACUUUACCGGAUAGCUACUGGCAAAAGCGAUGUGAUUGCAGCCUGCUUUUCGAGGUCAAGAAGUUGAAGAAGGCCAAAACACAGCUAGAUUGGCAGGCUCUUGGACUCGAUCUGAUCAGCCUUCUCGUCGAAGACGAAUUCACUAGUUGCCUGAGAAACCGCGAGCGCGUCCUUUUAUAUAUGGACCAUAUUAAGAGGAGAUUUAUCGAAUUAGUGUAA